AUGGCUCUCUCAUGGUUCUCUGAGCUAUCGGCCGGUGUCAUCACGAGAUUCUCAGUGCUCGAAGCCCUAUUCAAAUCACAGUUCAUUGCCGGACAAGUAUACAAGAAGACCAGUAUGCAUCUCAUGUCCGUCCGACAACAACCCAAUGAAAGUCUCAAGGAAUACAUCAAGAGAUUAAAUGACGAGUCCUUGAACAUACCAAACUUGCAAGAUUCCGUUGCCUUCACUGCACUCAUGACCGGGCUAAAGGCAGGAAGCCGAUUUCGUUGGGUCUUGGCCGACGAGAAAAUAUCUACCCUACCCCAAGCAAUGGUCCGGGCUCAGAGAUACAUUCAAUCCGCGGAAAUCUGCAAUCCGUCGGUCGAGACUGACCUUAAGAGGAAAAAAGAGGUCGUUGGACGAGAAAAAGAGAAGAAACCCAGAGAAACUGACAAUGGAAACGAUCCUCGGUAUAACAGUAACAGGAGGGAGAUAUACCUUGACAUCAAGGAAAAGUCGUUGUUGCCGAAUCCAGCCCCGAUCAGGACCCCCGCGUCCAAAAGAGACAAGAGCCUUUGGUGUGAGUUCCACAAAGAGUGCGGACACACCACCAAGGACUGUCGAGAAUUGAAGAGGGCCUUGGACAGACUCGCCGAUGAGGGAAAGUUGAACAAAUAUUUGAAGGGUUCCUCCUCUGGAAAGAAGGAAGAUAACAAGGGAUCAGAUGUCCAGAGCGAUCAUAUCGAGGGAUAUGUUGGGGUGAUAGCUGGGGGUCUCGCAUCUGGUGGCCUAACCGGUAACGCCAGAAAAAGACACUUGCACGCACUAACCCAUCAGAUCCUCGAUGUCGAAGCACCUUCAUCAGACCUCAAGUAUCCAACAAUAACGUUCCAAGAGAACCCCUCUCGAAUCAUCUGUACCCCGCACUAUGAUCCCCUAGUCGUUGAGAUUAAGGUAGCCAACCGAACAGUAAAAAGAGUGUUGAUUGAUAGUGGAAGCUCGACUGACAUCCUAACUCUUGAAUGCCUCCAGAGGCUACGUUACAAGAAAAGUGACCUCAUCAACAUCAGCCAACCCCUCGUAGGAUUCGGUUGUUAA
Spinacia oleracea (spinach) is the source of this 1077-nucleotide messenger RNA. RefSeq lists its product as uncharacterized. The coding region runs from base 1 to 1077 and encodes 358 amino acids. The record is from RefSeq and is a predicted model, not a curated record. NCBI's taxonomy places the organism in Eukaryota, Viridiplantae, Streptophyta, Magnoliopsida, Caryophyllales, Amaranthaceae. The transcript has a single exon.